Cheilinus undulatus (humphead wrasse) is the source of this 1174-nucleotide messenger RNA. RefSeq names its product THO complex 6 (gene thoc6). Gene Ontology annotation, molecular function: protein binding. Gene Ontology annotation, biological process: mRNA export from nucleus. The transcript is spliced from 13 exons. Lineage: Eukaryota; Metazoa; Chordata; Actinopteri; Labriformes; Labridae. The record is from RefSeq and is a predicted model, not a curated record. Bases 110 to 1081 code for a protein of 323 amino acids. Gene Ontology annotation, cellular component: transcription export complex; THO complex.
CUCUCCUCGCCAGCAUUCAGCGGUGUCCCUCUUCACAUCGUUCUGUACCUUUUCUGCCUUAAUUCUGCUUUUUAGUGCUCUGGGUAGUUUCUUCAGGAGGAGCAGAAGUAUGGGUCCCGUAGAGCUUCUCCACAUGUCCGUGUUCUCUCAGAGUUUCUCUCCUUGUGGUCGAUUCCUGGCAGCUGGAAACAACUAUGGAGAGAUCGCCCUCUUCAGCCUCUCUGCAGCUCUGAGCCCAGAUGCUACUAGCUUGAGUCAGAAACCUGUCCUUACAUUCACAGCUCAUGAGGGUCCGGUGUUCUCUCUUCUCUCCACGGACUGUCACCUCAUCAGCGCAGGAAACGGGGAGAUCAGCGCCUGGAGCUGGACUGAGCUAAUCAAGAAGAAUGUCAAACCACUGUGGACAAAAAGACCAAACUACAAAUCCAGUCUAGAGAUCCCUGAGAUCAAUGCCAUGAUCAUGAACCCCAGAGACAACAGUCUGGUUGUCGGAGGUGGGGACAACAACAUCCACAUUCUGGACCUGGAGCAUGGAGUCUUCAAAUCAGUGCUGCAGGGCCACUCAGACUACGUCCACUGUGUGAGCGUGAGAGAGAGGGAGGCAGAGAUCCUGUCUGGAGGAGAGGACGGAGCCGUGAGAAUUUGGGACAGCCGGACGGGUCAGUGUGUUCACUGCAUCGAGGUGUACAGAUACGAGAGCUGUGCUAGACCUCAGUACGGGAAAUGGAUCAGCUGUGUGACAACCGACUCAGACUGGAUGUUGUGCGGCGGAGGUCCAUCUCUGUCUCUGUGGCAUCUCCGCUCUCUGUCUCCUACCUCCAUCUUCCCCCUAAAAGGCUGCCAGAGACAGGCCACCUUCCACCAGGACAUGAUCCUGUCUGUAGGUGAAGGCCCGUUUGUGUCUCACUGUCUGCUGGGCGGAGACGUCAAAGCUCAGAUCCCCUGCACGCCGCAGAGCCUGAACACGCUGCAGCUCAACACCAACAGCACCGAGCACAGGGUUCUGACGGUGGGCGGUAGCAGCAAUCGCAUCGAUGUGUUUACGAACCUGUCAUACAGAGCGUUCUCACUCAGCUUCUGAAUCACAGUGAACCAUGUUUCUGUCAGUAUUUUCACUGAUUUUAGUAACUUUAGCCACAGCUUUUGUAUUUUUAAGUCUGAAGGUAAUAAAAUA